GAGCAGCCAUGGGCGCUGGGGUGCCGGGCCCCCCGAGAGCCGAGGCCCCCGGCCGGGGUGGGGGACACCCGGACUGCCAGCCCCGCUGACACCGCCUCGGACGAUGUGAGCCGGCGCCUCCGCCGCUGCUUCGCGGGCAGGGCGCGCGGUCCCACCGGCCCUGGCCGCCGCUUCUCUAAUUUGGGUGGGGGCGACCGUAGCAGGCCGCUCGGGCUCUGAAAGAGGGGCUGUCUGUCUGUGGCAGCUGGAUUGGGGGAGGCGACCCACACAGGGCGCUCGGAGAUUUUUUUUUCCUUUUUUUUUUUUUAAGCGGGGUUAACUGUUUUUGGCAGCUUGGUUUUGGUUUGGGGGGAGCCUAAAAAAGGCCUUCCGGGGUUUCUUUUCGGGGGGGAGGGGGCGGUGGUCCCGACUUGGCCAGCCGCCUGUUGGAGGGGGGGAGCGGGAAGCGAGGGGAUGCGCCCCCGUCUCCCCCCACCAUGAUGAAGACGGAGCCGCGGGGGCCCGGGGGUCCCCUCCGGAGCGCCUCCCCGCACCGCAGCGCCUACGAGGCGGGCAUCCAGGCACUGAAGCCGCCCGAAGCGCCCGGGCCCGACGAGGCGCCCAAGGCGGCCCACCACAAGAAAUAUGGCUCCAACGUCCACCGCAUCAAAAGUAUGUUCCUGCAGAUGGGCACGACGGCGGGGCCGCCGGGCGAGGCGGGCGGCGGCGCGGGCCCCACGGAGGCCCUGCGGGCGCCCGAGCGCGGCGUGCGCCUGUCGCUGCCGCGGGCCAGCAGCCUGAACGAGAACGUGGACCAUAGCGCCCUGCUCAAGCUGGGCACCAGCGUGUCGGAGCGCGUGAGCCGCUUCGACUCCAAGCCCGCGCCCUCGGCGCAGCCCGCGCCGCCGCCGCACCCGCCGUCCCGGCUGCAGGAGACGCGGAAGCUGUUCGAACGAAGCGUCCCAGCGGCCGCGGGCAGCGACAAGGAGGCCGCGGCGCGGCGGCUACUGAGGCAGGAGCGCGCCGGCCUGCAGGACCGGAAGCUGGACGUCGUGGUGCGCUUCAACGGCAGCACCGAGGCGCUGGACAAGCUGGACGCCGACGCCGUGUCGCCGACGGUCAGCCAGCUCAGCGCAGUCUUUGAGAAGGCCGACUCGAGGACCGGCCUCCACCGUGGGCCCGGGCUCCCCAGGGUCGCGGCCGCCGGGGCUCCCCAGGUCAACUCGAAGCUGGUCAGUAAGCGGUCCCGGGUGUUCCAGCCGCCGCCACCGCCGCCGCCGCCGCCCGCGCCGUCGGGGGAUGCGCCGGCCGAGAAGGAACGCGGCCCCGCAGGGCAGCAGCCUCCGCAGCACCGAGUGGCCCCUGCCCGGCCGCCCCCCAAGCCCCGGGAGGUGCGCAAGAUUAAGCCCGUGGAGGUGGAGGAGAGCGGGGAGUCGGAGGCCGAGGCGGCGCCCGGGGAGGUGAUUCAGGCGGAGGUGACGGUCCACGCGGCCCUGGAGAAUGGCAGCGCCUUGGCAACCACUGCCAGCCCCGCGCGCGAGGAGCAGAAGGCCCAGGCGGCCCCCGAGGAGGCCACGGCGACCGUGGCGGCGCCUGAGAGAGGGGUGGGCAACGGCCGGGCCCCGGACGUGGCCCCCGAGGAGGCGGAUGAGUCCAAGAAGGAGGACUUUUCGGAGGCGGACUUGGUGGACGUGAGCGCCUACAGUGGGCUGGGGGAGGACUCUGGGGGCAGUGCCCUGGAGGAGGACGACGAAGAAGACGAGGAGGAUGGGGAGCCCCCCUAUGAGCCCGAGUCGGGGUGCGUGGAGAUACCGGGGCUCUCGGAAGAGGAGGACCCGGCCCCGAGCAGGAAGAUCCAUUUCAGCACGGCGCCCAUCCAAGUGUUCAGCACCUACUCCAACGAGGACUACGACCGGCGCAACGAGGACGUGGACCCCAUGGCCGCCUCGGCUGAGUAUGAGCUGGAGAAGCGGGUAGAGAGGCUGGAGCUGUUCCCUGUGGAGCUGGAGAAGGACUCCGAGGGCCUGGGCAUUAGCAUCAUCGGCAUGGGGGCUGGGGCCGACAUGGGCCUGGAGAAGCUGGGCAUCUUCGUGAAGACGGUGACCGAGGGCGGUGCGGCCCACCGGGACGGCAGGAUCCAAGUGAAUGAUCUCCUGGUGGAGGUGGAUGGCACGAGUCUGGUUGGAGUGACCCAGAGCUUCGCAGCCUCCGUGCUCCGGAAUACCAAGGGUCGCGUGCGGUUUAUGAUUGGCCGGGAGCGUCCAGGCGAGCAGAGCGAGGUGGCCCAGCUAAUUCAACAGACCCUGGAACAGGAGCGAUGGCAGCGGGAGAUGAUGGAGCAGAGAUACGCCCAGUAUGGGGAGGACGACGAGGAGACAGGAGAAUAUGCUACCGACGAAGAUGAGGAGCUGAGUCCCACGUUCCCGGGUGGUGAGAUGGCCAUCGAGGUGUUUGAGCUGGCGGAAAACGAGGAUGCCUUGUCCCCUGUGGACAUGGAGCCCGAGAAGCUGGUGCACAAGUUCAAGGAGCUCCAGAUCAAGCACGCUGUGACUGAGGCAGAGAUCCAGCAGCUGAAAAGGAAGCUGCAGAGCCUAGAGCAGGAGAAGGGGCGGUGGCGGGUGGAAAAGGCCCAGCUGGAGCAGAGCGUGGAGGAGAACAAGGAGCGCAUGGAAAAGCUGGAGGGCUACUGGGGCGAGGCCCAGAGCCUGUGCCAAGCUGUGGACGAGCACCUGCGGGAGACCCAGGCCCAGUACCAGGCCCUGGAGCGCAAGUACAGCAAAGCCAAGCGCCUCAUCAAGGACUACCAGCAGAAGGAGAUCGAGUUCCUGAAAAAGGAGACCGCACAGCGGCGGGUUCUGGAAGAGUCAGAGCUGGCUAGGAAGGAGGAGAUGGACAAGCUCCUGGAUAAGAUCUCAGAACUGGAAGGAAACCUGCAAACACUGAGGAAUUCCAAUUCUACUUAACAGGAAUCAUUCCUUGACCGGACAAUAAUUAAUCCCCUCCUGUUGUCCUCCCUCCCCUGUCCUCAAUACUUCACCCCACCCCCUACCAGCCUGGGGACAGGUGCCCCGACUUCCCCACCCUCCACCCCACCUCCCCCAGCUUCAGGGACCAGAGGGCCUGGGCAGACAGAGGUGGCUGGAAGGACGGCCUCCUUCUUGCCCUAUGGGGCUGAGGCACAGAGGCCAAGGGAUGUGAGGGUUGGCCUGGGUGGUGGACGGACACAAGGACCUGCAGACCAUACUGCCAGACUUUACAACCUCCAGCCUUUGUCUCUGGACUGGAAUGGGGCUGGGGGCUCUCCCAGCAUCUCACCACCUGGAGGCUGCUCCCUGCCCACGGGGCUCCUAGGUGGCCCCUGGGCCUCUUCACUUGAGAUUCUACCUUCUUGGCCCUUUCCCUGUCCCCCAUCAUUGUGCUGUCUCUGUUGCAUUCUGACCCUCCCGCUGGGAGGGGCUGCCUCCACACCUCCCCCAAUCCUGGUCCCCCGACCCAGGAGGGAUAGAGCCCACCCUUGACCCUGGAGGCUGGGCCUGGCCCUGCACUGAUUUCUCAUGCACCCUUCAGGAAAAGGGAAGAGUCCAGGACACCUGGUUCCCAGCUCCCCCUUUCUUGGGGCAGCAGCCCUCAAUUUUUCCUUGUGCCUCCCCACCCCCAGGUGCCAAAUAGCCAUAACCUUCUCCUCCUCCUCCUGGAACUGUUCUGUGGCCUCCCUGGGCUCCAGGUUUCCUGGCCAAGCCUGGGAAGGCUAGGGAGGAGAGGUCAGCUUAGGGGGCCUGGCUACAGAGCCCCUGGUCGUAGGCAAGGGGAACAUUUCCCACUGGAGAGCCAGGCCCUGCCCUGUCCAGGGCCACACCUGGAGGCCUUGUACUAACAUCGCAGAUUCAGCCUCACUGCACCCACACCCACAAUUUUCCAAGGUUUUGACUGAGGGCAAAAUUUUACUACUACUUAUCUUUUUGGAGACCAGGGCUGCCCCACUGGCAGCCUGCUUUCUAAGUGAAUCCGCUCCGUUUCCCCACUUUAACCCCAAAUUGGGGCUCGGACCAAGGGAGGUGAGACCCCCCCCCCCCAGGUCCCCUCCCCAUUCAGGAUCCAUCUCAUAUUGCCUCUUCCUCCUGCCCUUGCCCCAGACUGGAUUUUUGUUCAUUUUUUAAAAACAGACAGCCCCCAUCAUAUCCGUUUGGGCUUCUCGUCCCCUGUAAAUAGACCAAGCCAUCUAUCAGUAUUUCUCGGCCCCCUCCCCCCCCCCGCCCCCAGACGUGCCCCUACCCCCUGAAAGAGCUGGCUGUCUCAGUACCCGGGCCCCUGUGCUUCACCUCCCCUGCCGAGGCAGAGGGAGGGGGCGGGGCCAGGUGGGCGGGGCCACAGGGCGCUUCCGGUCUCUCGGGCCAGUACCGCCCCUGCCCCCGCCCCC
This is a messenger RNA of Neogale vison (American mink), 4396 nucleotides long. It is a transcript of the gene PPP1R9B, whose product is annotated as protein phosphatase 1 regulatory subunit 9B. The record is from RefSeq and is a predicted model, not a curated record. Gene Ontology annotation, molecular function: actin filament binding. Bases 477 to 2942 code for a protein of 821 amino acids. The transcript has 10 exons. NCBI's taxonomy places the organism in Eukaryota, Metazoa, Chordata, Mammalia, Carnivora, Mustelidae. Gene Ontology annotation, cellular component: postsynaptic density; dendrite; actin cytoskeleton. Gene Ontology annotation, biological process: neuron projection development; calcium-mediated signaling; actin filament organization.